CUUGGGCCGGGGGCUGCGGCGGCGGCGCGGCGGCUGCUGCUGCUGCUGCGGCUGCGGCGGGAGGCGACGGCGGGCCGUUGGAGGCUCUGUCCGGCCGGCCCGGGGCCAGGGGGAUGCAGCGCAGGACGUGUUCGGGUCUGGGUGUAGCUGAUCGGAGAAGAGAGGCAGACGCCGCCCGGAGAGGCCGAGGAGCAGCGGAGGAGAGCCACCCUGACAUGCCUUUUCCUCUCCCUCCUCUCCAGCGGCCAUGUUAACCAGAAAACCCUCAGCUAGCGCCGCCGCUGGUGCUGCCUACCCAGCCGGCAGGGCAGGGGACAGCGGCCGCCCGCUGCCGUCUUCCCCGGGCACCGGAUCCGGGGUCUCCCGGGCAGGAGCUGGGACCGGCGCGCCGUCGCCCCUCGCAUUGCCGCCGCUCAGGGCCAGCAACGCUUCCCACACGGUUGGAGGCACUAAGCACACAAUGAAUGAGCACCUACAUGUUGGUAGCCAUGGACAAAUCCAGGUUCAGCAGCUCUUUGAAGAUAAUAGUAACAAGAGAACGGUUCUGACAACGCAGCCAAAUGGACUUACGCUAGGCAAAUCUGGAUUGCCAGUGGUUCAGGACAGGCAGUCAGAGAGUGCCCACAGGCGACAAGGGAGCUCCAGCUCUUUAAAAUCUACAGAUGGAACAGGAAAGGUAAAAGCCACUGUUAUCACACCAGAGCAGGCAAUGAAGCAAUACAUGCAAAAAUUAACAGCUUUUGAGCAUCAUGAAAUUUUUAGCUACCCUGAAAUAUACUUCUUGGGUCCAAAUGCAAAGAAGCGGCAAGGUGUGAUUGGUGGUUCCAACAACUGUGGCUAUGAUGAUGACCAAGGGUCUUACAUACAAGUACCCCAUGAUCAUAUUGCAUACAGAUAUGAAGUCCUGAAAGUUAUAGGCAAAGGAAGCUUUGGACAGGUGGUGAAGGCCUAUGAUCACAAGACGCAUCAGCAUGUGGCACUAAAAAUGGUGAGAAAUGAAAAACGUUUCCACCGCCAAGCUGCGGAAGAAAUUAAGAUCCUGGAACAUCUCCGGAAACAAGAUAAGGAUAACAACAUGAAUGUUAUUCACAUGUUGGAAAAUUUCACAUUCCGCAGCCAUAUCUGCAUGACAUUUGAGUUGCUGAGCAUGAACCUUUAUGAAUUAAUAAAGAAAAACAAGUUUCAGGGCUUUAGCCUACCUUUGGUUCGGAAGUUUGCCCACUCAAUUUUACAGUGCUUGGAUGCUUUGCACAAAAACAGAAUCAUUCACUGUGACCUUAAACCUGAGAACAUUCUGUUGAAGCAACAGGGUAGAAGUGGUAUUAAAGUGAUUGAUUUUGGCUCAAGUUGUUACGAGCAUCAACGUGUCUACACUUACAUUCAGUCUCGGUUUUAUCGUGCACCUGAAGUCAUUCUUGGUGCUCGUUAUGGGAUGCCCAUAGAUAUGUGGAGCUUGGGCUGUAUUCUAGCAGAGCUUCUGACCGGUUAUCCACUUUUACCUGGAGAAGAUGAAGGAGACCAGCUGGCUUGUAUGAUUGAACUACUGGGCAUGCCUUCUCCAAAACUUCUAGAUUCAUCCAAGCGAGCGAAAAACUUUGUGAGCUCUAAGGGUUAUCCCCGCUAUUGCAGCAUCACAACCUUGUCUGAUGGCUCUGUAAUACUUAAUGGUGGACGCUCUCGGAGGGGAAAACUGCGCGGCCCACCAGAGAGCAGAGAAUGGGGUAACGCAUUAAAGGGAUGUGAUGAUCCCCUCUUCCUUGACUUCUUAAAACARUGUUUAGAAUGGGAUCCUGCUGUUCGUAUGACACCUGGCCAGGCUUUGCGGCAUCCCUGGCUAAGGAGACGGUUGCCAAAGCCUCCAAAUGGGGAAAAGGCCUCAGCAAAGAGAAUUACAGAGAGUACUGGUGCUAUAACUUCGAUUUCCAAGUUACCUCCGACUUCAGGCUCAGCAUCAAAACUGAGGACUAAUUUGGCACAGAUGACAGAUGCCAAUGGGAAUAUUCAGCAAAGAACAGUGUUGCCAAAACUUGUUAGCUGAGUUUGAAAAACCCAAUGCUGUUAAUAUGAGAGAUACAAAGUGGCUGAGCCUUAUUUGUAUGAAAAAUUAGCUCAGAUAUGCAUUUUUAUUUGCUCAAUAAAUCUAUUCAUUUGUAUCUUUCAGCACUCAUUUUAAAUGUAAGAAAUGUUGAUUUUGUUUUUAUAAAAACACGGGGACAAUGCUUUAAGUUUUUAUACUUAUUUUUUAAGAUGUUUGUCUUCUACAGUACAAUUAGCCUUACUGUAACUAGUGUGACACAGUAAUAAACAUCAGUGGCAGGCCACUGGUUACAACAUGACUGUCAUGCAUUGCAGCGUGGUAUCAAAGGUAUUAACCUUUCUCUUCCAUGGUUCGUAUUAGUUUUAACCUGGGGUAAAUUUGGAAGACUACCAUUUGGAUUUUAUGGGUUUGGUCUUGAUUCUCUGAACACUCACAUCUGUGACUGACUGGACUCCAGGGAGAACACUCAAAGAAUACAGUUAAGCACUUGGAAACUUGUAGUUUAAAGUGGAGCCAUAGUAUGUUCUAUUGUCAUUUUUUAUGUGGCAGCCCAGAGAAAGUCAUGGUAUCACUAAUGAUACUGUCAUUUCCUAUGGAAUGCUUUCUCUAUUUAAAAAUAAUGGACUUUGAUUAAGGUGAUCAUUUAAAUACAACGCAAAAAAUAAGAACACUGGGGCUAAAAUUACUACUACCUUGCAUGCCAUGUGAUAGAGUGAGGGGAGCAGGUAGUCUUGGAAAACAUGAAAAUGGCAGCAUGUCUGUUCCUCUAAAUUUGAAAGUUGAUUAGUUGGUAAAGCAAAAUGUUUGGAAAUUCGUUUUCGUCUGUAACAUUGAGCAUUCACAGAUUUUCUUUUUUCCUUUUUUCUUUUUUUUCUCUCCUUUCCUCUUCUGUUUUUUUCUAAUGUGCAGCUUGGUCUCCCAAAAUCACAUAGGCAGAAGUGCUCCUUCUGUCAGUUUUAUACUGUAACUUCCAGACUGUUAAACUACAUGGAUUUCAAGGUUGUUUUUAUUUCUUCUGACAAUGUUUGAGUGACUGUAACUUCUGUGGUGCAUUUACACUUCAGAUCAAAUCUGCAUGUAGGGGCAAACAUGAUGUUACUACAUUGCUUCCUGGAGAGGAGUACUUCACCUUAGACAGCUUAACUGUAGAAGGAAAGAUCCUCAGUGAAAAGCUUUUCAGUUGGAAGACACCAUCCUAGAUACUUGCUAAUAAGGGAGAAUUAUCAAAGGAAAGCUAAGUGCUUGGAAUUUGAUUUAACCUUUGGCAUUUGUGGAUGAAAAUUAACUUUGAAAGAACGAUUAGGUAUGUGUAGAUUCGUUCACGUGUGUGYGUGUGCUAAUGCUUGGUUUUUCUUUUUUACUCUUAACUGCAUUCAUGGAAGAAAGAUGGUCUUUACUGAAGAAUAGUAUCUAGACUGUGAGAGAGGUAUUCACAUGUUGUAGCAUGUUUUCAACAGGAACGGUUUGAAAUCUGAGAUCAGUAUUUUAAUAAGUACAACAGCUGUGGUCUACAUUGGAUGUAUAAAACAUAUGAAAAGGGAAUUUUAAACAAAGUAGAACAUAAUGUAGAAGGGUUUAUAGAUGUUAGAACAAGACAUACUAGAAUGGAUUGCAUUAAACCUCAGUAACUUUAUUUACAUACAACAUUUAUAUGCACAGAUUUUACUGAGUUACUUSUACAAAUUAUGAAAAUUACUUAAAGCAUAGUCCCCUGAGAGGCCAAGAAAGUUUCCGGUUAAGUUCUCCUUCAUACUUGUUAAUUUACCACUUACAGCUUAAUUUUUGUCUGUUGGUGUGUUUUGUUUUUAAUUUAAUGUAUGACUGGGGGAGGGAUAUAAAGAAAAAAAUUACAGAAUUCUCAGGAAGCAUAUCACUGAACUUCUUGCCAAAAAGUCAACACCUAAAGAAGCUCCACAAUAAUUUCUGAGUAGAGGAUGGUAUUUGUUGAUUGAUAAAUGUAAAAAUUAGACUGUCAAUCAACCAUUUUUCUUACUUGUUAAAAUGAAAAGWUAAUUUCCUGCCUCUAGUCAAAUUAAAUUAUUUAGUGUUAAAUGUUAACAACUUUAUACAAUAUGUGUAAGUGCAAUAUGUAAACAUGUAUGAAAUCAUGUUAAAAAUGAAAUAUAAUAAUACUUCUAAGAAAAGUGGGUUUUAGAAUAUGACUAUCCAGUAAAUUAUGGUCAGUAAAUUCUAAGUCUGGAGAAGAGAUAUAUUAAUUUUAAUGUAAAAUUAACUGACUGUCAUGACUGUGGGAAUACAAUACUAUGUAUUUUUCUGCAGUAACAGGGAAUCUUUACUUCCUCCACCACCUGCUUGGCUUUACCACUCCUUUCUACCUUAACUCGUCCUGCACAAGUCAGGAAAUAGGGAUGCUGAUGUUAAGGGUGAAAGCAGAAUCAUCUCCCGUAGUAUUUUUUAAAGCAGACAUUGAUACAUGUUCCUGCCUUUCAUGGUAGCUUAAGGUGAAAACAUUCAUGAUGUUCAUGGGUCAUUAAUGGGCUACAACCACUAAAUUUUCUUUCUYAUGUAACCAGUUCUUAAUGCCAAUAAUGCAUUUAUGAUCCACCUUCUUCAUAAAUGCUACCGGAAACUUAAAGGCCAAAAUAUAGUGUGAAGAGCUAUUUUUUUAACCCAGAUACAGUGGAACUUCCUCUAUACUAAAGGAACAGUUGCAUCAAGGUUUUUAAGUGGUGUAGCUGCAUUUUAUUGUAACUUAUUUAUACCUGUAAAAAAAAGGGGGGGGGGGGGGGGGGGGGGGAGGAGGAGAAGGAUGUUGCCUCUUGCUUUGAUGUGAUUCUAAUCUAAGGGCUCUGAUAAUUAGGCUGAUAGAAGUUGGCUUGGAAACAGUGCUUAGUCUCACAUGUUACCAUUGUCUGGGGAUGUCUGAGCUAUUUUCGGAUUUAGUAACAGCACAGUGUUGUCUUUGGUUGCAGUCUCACUUGGCUCAGUUUCUUGCACCACUGGUGUGUUCAUUACCACUUAAGUGUUGGAACAAGAGAGUGAUGCAAGAYGUGUAGAUUAAGGAUUGAGGAUGGAUUGUGCCCUUGGUGUUAACAAUGUGCCUUUUGUUACAAAUGCAUCUUGGCCUCUUUAACCCUUGGAAUACUGCUUAGUAGGGAUKAAAUUAUUUUUAAGUGCUAUACCUUUCUUAAAACAUCCUGUAGAUGAUCGAGGCCUUAAUAGAAACAAUAAGGCAAUCACACUGCUAGGGUGGAGAGGACACUCUGUUCUUGUAGUACAGUCUCAUUAAGGGGUUAAAGAUGGCCCUUCCUCAUUGGUUGUACUUUAACAUCAAACUGAUUUUUUUUUAAAUAAUUUUUUGUUAUAGUGACACUAGCCAGAAAUCAACUGUAUUUGUAAAAAUUUACCUCAAACUCUUUAGUUUUAUAGUGAUUUAAUCCCAGGGCAUUUGGUAUGAACCAAAGUGCAUUCCUUUUAUAUGUGCCUGGCUCUUAUAAAGGUGGCCAGGGAUUUUUACAAUUUGGGUGCAAGGCACUUAAGCCACUUUUAACUUGGUGGGUGGUUUGGAGUUACAAAUGACUUCAUGGGAAUGUUGAAAACACUUAAAAGACAUAAGUAGCAUCGGGCAAUAUUAAAAUCUUUAGGAAAGGGUGUGCAUUAUUUAAUGCUCUCCAUUUGUUAAUUUUGUUUUCCAUCAGUAAUAUUUUUGAUAAAUAUGAAAAGAACUCUUUCUACAGUCAGCAAAGAUUAGAAUAUUGCCCAGUGUAAUGCUAUGGUAGCAUUUAAAUAAAAUAACAUUUGUGAAUUAUUGUUUCUAGGGGCUUGUACAUCUCUGCUACAAUUGUAAUUACUCAGUUCAACUGCUACAAUUGCGUCUAAGCAGUAGCUUGGGUUUUUAUUGGGCAAUGACUUAGACACGUGACUGUAAUAUGCUGCAACUGUGUGUACUGAAAACAUGUGAAAAAUGAUUGAAUGUGGACUAUGUAUAUAUUUAUGUAUAAUUUUCUGUGAGAUGCUGCUGUUGCCACUUAACAUUAAAGAUGUUGUAGUGGGUUUUAAUCCUAGUGGCCAGUUCUAUGAUACUGUAUGUAUUGUACAGCUGAUGACAGGAGUUAAGACUGUUCUAGUGAAUAUUUGUUACAUUUUAUUGUUGUGGCCAGAGAUCAUUUCAGAAUAAAAUUUUAUGUCCUACUUUAAUUCUCUCCACUGUACUUCGGAUUUUUUUGUAGCCAUUAAGAGAGCCCUUGGAAUACUGAUAUUUGUUAAAUGUGGAAUGGCCUUCUAGCCUGCUGCAGUCAGUGGCAGCAGUGCUUUGGUCCCCCAGCUUGCCUGCUGCUAUCUGUGUAUAGUAAUCACCCGUUGCUGGAGGCUGACUCUUCUACUGCUUUAUAUGUCUUGACAGCCUUGAAUAUUCCCCAAAGGCUGCUUUUGCCCUGAGGUUUCUAAAGUUCUUCUUAGUACUUAGAAAAUAAUAUGGUUUUUAUUUUUAGUUGCCCCAUAUUUGAGAGAAAAUAUCUUUGGCAGGAAUUUUGUGGGUAUGGCUGUUCUAAAUUUUUUUAGCUGUUUUUGGAAGAUUUUUAAAAAUAAGAAUAGAUCUGRUUUUGUAAGAAAUAUUUGAUUGAGACAGGUACAGUGUGUGUUCUUUUUCUUAAAUCUGCUUUAAAAAGACACAGAUUUCUGCAUUGGUAUUUGUAUCAGAGUUUUCAGAGCUUGUCAGACUUUGUAAAGUCCCAGGAUAAUUAGAACAUACUAAACAAAGCUGGUAGGCUAGACAGCUAAGUUCUGUUCACAGAUACAUCCAGAGUAAUUUCACCAUUAAGCGCAGAAGUAUCUUCUAAGUGAGUGGCCACAUUCUCUGCUUGGUARUGUCCAUGUGCACCCAGAGCAGUUUCACUGAAAAGCUUUCUGGUUCAGGUGAGCCCAGGGUGAAAUCAAGGGAUUUUAAUUACACUUUUUUAGUGUUGUACUCAGCAUAGUUGGGAGAUUUUAGAGCACAAACUGAAUCAAUAUUAAAUAUAAAUAAAUCCAGUGUACAGCCCCAACAAGCAAUCAGCCAAAAAUUACAUCUUUGUGGUAUAUUUGUUUGUGAUCGUGUUUUUCUGAGGRCAAAGGCCUUGUUUUGGGUUUUGUUAGUUUAAUUUUUGUAUGGCUUUCUUUCCCUUCUAAUCUGUUUCUCACUAUCCCCUCCAGCCGUCUAAUCSUCUUGCUAACUUUUGCACUCUUUUGUCUCAUCUGUUUUUUCAUGUGAAGAAGGAUCAGAGCCAUCUCACUUGAAUUCAGUUGUGUGGAAGUUGCCUUUUGGCCUGUGCCAUUUGCUGAGACUCUCAGUAGCUGGUGGGGAAUUCGUGUUGCCUUCUGCUAUUGCUCCCUUCCUAGUCUUUAAGAGCUCAGGUCCCUCCCUGAAGUGGGGCCCUUGGAAUGCCACCCUGAAUGACAGUCUGUAGUUGCUGUUAUCUCUACAGAGCUUCCUUUUGUGAAAAGACUGUCUCCUGCUGGAUAUCAGCUGUGCAUCUCUUGUUUUUUACAGCAAACCCAGUAAAGAAUGCAAGUGUAAUGAUGAUCAGGUAUUGUGUUAUUCAUUUAUAGAYGCUACUGCUUUUCUUCAAAAGGCUGUCUUGUCCCAUUUUUUAAAGAUCUGCYUAUUGAAAGAUCCAGCAGGAAUUUUACUCUUGCUCAGAACUUAAGAAAUGAAAAAGGUACAAUGGAAUGUAUAUGUAUAGGGCUGCCUAUGGUCAGAAGUUGGCAUGGAGAGRGAAAAAAGGCACUUGUAAGAAAAAUAGAGCCAAGUUUCAGGUAAGCAUGAUCCUUUCAGGAUUCAGUGAAGGUUUAAGAAUUUCAGCGGCAUCAGAUUGAGAAUGGGAAGRCCUUAAAUGUUUCUCAGUGUCUUAAACAAUUGAUCAACUAUUAUUUCAGUGGAAAAACAUUCUUUUGAAAACCUAUUUUAAACUCUAUGCUAAUAAUUAAAAGAAUAACAUUAAAGAAUAUUUUCUGUAGCUAGAACUUUAUAAACAUGAUUAUACAUUUCAAAAUGUGAUUUAUAGUGCUGUUAUGCUGCUAGCAUAGCCUUAUGUUUUAUUGUUCCCGAGAGGAAGAACGUUCCUGAGAGGAAGAACAUUCCUUGUCUUUUUCUUGAGUGCAUGGCACUAGAUGUGUCCCAGCCAUCAGACAUGCUAUAUCAGAGUAAAAGUGGCACUGGUAGAACUGGUUUGUGUUCCUUUGCAGAAAUCCUCUGCUGCUCUUGGAACCUGGGUUUAUUUGUGUAAUUUUCUUUCUGAUUUUUUCUGCUGUUUAUUUAAGUGUUCAUUUGUUUUUAAGAAGUGCUUUCCAGCCUCUGGCUGGGGUGAGUCUUCGAUUUCUGCCAACUAUUGAGCACUUUGGGAUGGGGAAUACUGCAAAAACAAUGUUUCUUUAGCUUUUCUCCAACAACAAACAGAAAGUCUAGCUCGCUACCAAGCUCCAAAGACAGGGAAUCCACAUUCACCUCCAGGUGCUGUCCACACCAGCUGUUAACCUUGUUUAACUUCUGCAUGAAGUUCAGUGGAAAUGCCAGGUGCUGCAGAAUGAAUGGCUUGUGUCCGUCGCUUUGAGGGGGAAAAAGAGACUACAGUGGAAGUUCAUGACAUCUUUUUUGAGGAAGUUUGGGAUAUAGAUGGAGCUAGGGAAGACUUUGUUGAGAAAUUCCUUAUACUGGAAGCUCUGCGUAACACCCUGGGAAGUGGCAAAUAUGGAGUUCCUGCUAACAGUGUAAACUGUUUCCCCUGUUCUGCAGACUGUUCAUUCCUUUACUGUAGUUCAGUUAUCUGCCAGCUGUACAUGGCUUUGCAUAGCUUAGGUACCUGAAGAUAACAUGUGAAGCAGCUGCAAACAGUGAAAUACUACUUUAUAACUAACAUUGGCACCGGGAAAUCCAGAGUUCUCCUUCAGAGUCUGACCUGACAUGGUAGCACCCAUGAAGUCCAUUUAAGACUGUCUAAAUGCAAAGCAUUGCUGCAAACUGUUAAUCCUUGAUUGAACAUAGUACGGGAGGGAAAUGUCCAUGAGACAGAAAAGCAACUGACAAAUGUUUUAUAAAGACUUUUGAGCAGAUUUCUAGUACUGUACUGUUUAUAUAAGACUACCUCUUUAGUUUAAUAAAUUGGUCUGAAUAAAGACGUAAUWCUCAGAUUUCUAUUUCAGCUUCAGUGUGACAGUAAAAAUUCCACAUUUAAUUACUCUUUUCCCUCAUCUGUGUGGGUUCUUGCAGACACUACAAAUAUAUUUUCCUCAAMCCAUCUAGGUAUAGAGAUCAACUCUAAUAUCAGUUCCUGAGGGAUAAGCAAGACCAAAAAUUGAGGAAUGUGUGUUUCUACAUAUAGAGAUAAGUAUGUGUGUACACAUGUAUGACCCUUUGGAAAAAAAAAAAAAAACAAAUUCUGCAGGCAUUCUUUGUAGUGCUUUACAAAAAACAACAAAAAAAGGGGAUUAGCUUUAUUUUCCCUUUGCCUCUUUGAAGUUUCAGUGUAAGUCCGACAUUUUUGCAUUACACACAAAUCAAAGCCAUUUGUCUGCUAUACUUCAGUUUAACCAUCAAGGUGCGCMCAAUGAACCUCAGCUUUCUUGCUAGAGGCAGAGGGUGCUUGGUGAGCAGGGGUCCAGUGUCACCCCAAUGGCAAGUGGUCCUGUCACAUUUUCUGAAGUGCACCUUCAUCAAUGAAUGAGCUGUUUUCUAGCUUACCAGGCUUAGCAACUGAAAUAAUUCCUUUGGGRUUAAAGCCUGAGUCCAUGUGCUUAGACUGGGUUUGUAAACUUCAGCUGAGAAAGAAAUCCUGAGGUGGAGUUUGUAAAGUCCAAAGCUAGAAUUAAAAAUGGGUUUCUAAGCACCUAGUACUUGUCUCAUCCAACUGUGACACAAAAUGACCUUUAAGAUUUGCAAGUUUUCCGAAGGUCUGUGCAGAGAGUGCUCUCCCCAGGACAACCCUCGAGUGAUGGCCCUGUCUGUGCUGCACACAGGUGGCAGUGCCUUUGGCUACCCUGGGAGGCUGGCGCUCCUCCAGCACUUCCGGCUUCCUCAAGGUACAAAGAGCAUUUUAUGGACAAAAACACUGAGGAGCGUUGCUAAGGAGAAGCUAAACAUUUGUGUCUCAAGGGCCCAGCACACUGCAUGGGAGCCGCACUGCUCCUUGCCUGGGUGUCAGUCCUGYGGGCUGUUGUGUCCUGCUGGACCUGCUCCUCCACAGACUCCUCCCAGUCC
This is a messenger RNA of Malurus melanocephalus (red-backed fairy wren), 10229 nucleotides long. It is a transcript of the gene DYRK2, whose product is annotated as dual specificity tyrosine phosphorylation regulated kinase 2. Gene Ontology annotation, molecular function: protein serine/threonine kinase activity; ATP binding; protein serine/threonine/tyrosine kinase activity. The record is from RefSeq and is a predicted model, not a curated record. Gene Ontology annotation, cellular component: nucleus. The transcript is spliced from 3 exons. The coding region runs from base 248 to 2038 and encodes 596 amino acids. Gene Ontology annotation, biological process: peptidyl-threonine phosphorylation; peptidyl-serine phosphorylation. NCBI's taxonomy places the organism in Eukaryota, Metazoa, Chordata, Aves, Passeriformes, Maluridae.